Messenger RNA from Nymphalis io (European peacock), 6212 nucleotides. RefSeq lists its product as uncharacterized. Lineage: Eukaryota; Metazoa; Arthropoda; Insecta; Lepidoptera; Nymphalidae. Bases 348 to 4037 code for a protein of 1229 amino acids. The record is from RefSeq and is a predicted model, not a curated record. Gene Ontology annotation, molecular function: calcium ion binding. The transcript has 21 exons.
UCGACACGUUGUAACACAGUUGCGCGCGCACGUUCAAAGCCGAUUUUAAAAAGUAGUAAUUUUCACUCCUUUUUACUUGUGCUUCAAUAUAAAAUAAUUUAAAACUGAAAGAUAAAUAUUUAAUAAUUAUUGUGGUGUUUUUUUAAUGUUUCUCAUUAGUGGAUAAACGGAACUGGUGUUUUAGUGUGUGGUGAAAGUUAUCGUGGACUAGCAAGAUAGAUAGUGCGUUGUCUUUUUUCAUAUUCAAAAUAUUUUUGAAACUACAGCUGAUAUCUUUACAUUUUUAAUGAUACCAAAUGUCAAGAAAAUCCCGGUUACAAAGUAAUGUGAUGUGAGUGAUGUGACUCAUGGCCUGUGACGGGAAAAACAAGAUGGCGGGGGGAAGAUGGCGUACCUGUUUUGGCGCGCUUUUCGUUAUAUGUGUACAAGUUGUUAAUUGUUACGAACAGUCGUACACGAUAUCGCAGCUAUCACCGAAGUCAGUCGUCGAUGAUCGGUUCAACGCUGACGUAUUAUUGAAAACAAGAGACGCACAAUUAGUUUUUAAUUUAGAACCUAGUGCCAAAUAUGAUGACAUCGAACUUAAACCAGAAGACGUAAUCUCAGAUGAGGAAACAGAAACCCAGGUGAUCGUAGAACGAUCAGUCGAACCAAGCAGAGGAUCAAGAUCUAUUAAUAUAGACGAAAUACCAUCGUCGAACAACAAUGAGAUAGACAAUGGGAUAGAAGUACACAAUAAGAGAAAAUACUACGACAUAGAUCCAACUAAAACUAUUGAUUAUUACACGAGCGAUGAAGCUAUGUUAAUGUCAUCCGGUUUUGGUGACAAAUUAGACUUUAAGUUUCCGGGGGAAGGGAAGAGGGCUCCGAAGGGGCGUGCACUAGCACCUACGGGGCCCAAAAUCAGGUCUACUGCAGUGCAGCCACCAACAUUCGCGACCACCAGCCUUAAGGAUCAGGGACGUCAGAAUUCAGAAAUACAUAAUAUUAUAACUGGUAUUGUCCAAAUGUUGAAUGGUAAAGUCAAUGUUCAAGCCAACACGCAGCUAUUGAAUGGCAGACCCCGACCUAUGACAUCCAGGAUAAAUAAUCGCGGCCCACCAAGGAUAACCGAGUCCUACUCUGCACCAGAUUUCGAUAAACCUAUAACACCACCACCAUUGUUCCAUCCCACGAAAAUACCACCACCUUAUCCCUUCGAUAUACCUCAUGGUGUCAAUUUACCUGAGCAAAUUGUUCCACCGAUGAAUAAUAGACCAGGGUUCCAUCGACCUAUUCCGCCAUGGCAGAGACCGAGACCGAGACCACCGACGCGAAGACCGAAUCCAGGUCUUCCAGUAUACAAACCUACUCUCAUUCCACCUCCAGACAUUCCAGAUUUAGAUUAUAAGCAAGAUGAAAACGUCUCACAUUCUGAAAACAAGUUACAACACGACGAUGUCAUACCCUUAGUAACCUCUGAAUCAACAACCGAAAUAAAAAACACAACAGAAGACGAUAAAGAAAUACAGCUAACAACAGCUGAAACAACUACAAGUGUCUCAACGACCGAAACGACAACGGAAUCAACAACGACAUCAACGACGACAACUACAACAACAACAACAACAACAACAGAGAAACCAAUAGAACUUACAACACAAAAGACAACAACGGAGAAAGCGAAACCAUUGAAAUCUGAAAAGAAAAAGGAGCAAUUGAGCUCAGACAAAAAUAAAGAUAAAUAUAAAGUAAGCGAAGAGAAAACGACAGAUCGACCAGUUAAAAACAACAUUGAUGUUGGACCAGUGAUAGAGUCGUCUAUAACUGAAAUACCACCGUCGGCAACGGUCUCCGUCGCGACACCCACAUCUACAGUGGGUCUGAUGAGUCACGCACCAAUAGCCACUGAAACUAAAAAAGCAAAUGUUGAAAUGACGACAUCUUCGAUAAAUACAGCUCCUUUGCAGACAUCUGAAAUUCCUUACCUGCCUUAUCGCCCUCGGCCCGGGAUAGUCCUAGAUGACACCGACUUCAAACCGCAUGGUACAAGAUACCGUCCAGAUGCACCGGUUAUAACCGCUGCUGAAACCGCAUUACCAGGAUACGGAGAGAUAUUUGACGUGACCGUAUCCGCUAUCCAGGGUCCAGGGGAGAAACCAGCCUCUGUUAAUGUGGAACAUAUAAACAUUCACCGUGACGACAUCAUCGUGUCGGCGUCUGGCGAACAAGGGUUCGUCUCCAUCGAUGGGAAGAGGACUUAUCUCAACUUGUUUGAUACCUCCACUCCCACUAUUGCCCCUACGAGAGUGCAGAGCACACCCUACCAUACUGGUCCCCCACCGUCUUUGGGCCCCGCAAUGGGUACAGGGGUGGCGAUACCGGCCGACGACGUGCCGCUACCACCCAGACGACCGCACAUUCCACACAGACAGCCGCCCUACCGCCGUCCGCAACCUACUGUUAGAAUCGAUACGUGCAUAGUUGGUGAUGAUUCGACUUGUGAUCAAGCUCAGAACGAGAUGUGCAGAACAGAAGCAGGUAUAUCGAGUUGUCAAUGCAGACCGGGAUACGCGAGGAGGACGCACCGGGAUCCUUGCAGACGAGUCGUAUCCCUCGUUCUCAACUUGAGGGUAGACAGGAUAUAUGAUAGAAAGAUGGCGUGGGACGCUAAGUUAGCUGAUAAAGAGUCGGAACCUUAUCAGCAAUUAAGUUACGAAGCUGUGAGAGCGAUCGACUCGGCGUUCUCAAUGACACCGUUUUCAGACGACUUCGUCAGCGGUUCGGUGAAUUCGGUGUAUAAAGGGGACGAGGACAACCGCGGGAUCUUCGUUAAUUAUACGGUUCUGAUGCAAGAGACGGUGGAGACUCUCCGACCGGCGGUGGCGACGGACAUCCAGAAACACUUGCUGGGCGUUGUGCGGCGCCGCUCCAACAACAUCGGAGCCUCCGCGCUGUGGGUCGACUCGCCCGCCGCCUGCGUGCUGCCGCUGCACGAUUUGGAUGAAUGUUCAUCUUCUGACCUGAACGACUGUCACGAGCUGGCCGUCUGCACGAACACGUGGGGGGCGUUUACCUGCGCGUGCCCCGACACCACGCUGGACGCGGGCGGCGCGCGAGCGGGCCGCGCGUGUCGCGCGUGCGGCGCGCAGCACUGCAGCGAGCGCGGACAGUGCCGGUACGCGCACGGACAGCCCUACUGCACCUGUUCGUCCGGCUACUACGGGUCUACGUGCGAGAUGGAUGGGGAGGUGAUCGGUGUGGCGGUUGGGGCUUCCCUGUUGGCGGUGCUGGUCAUUGCGCUCACGUUAGCAGCUUUGAUGUCCUGGAGCCGCAAGUGGUCACGUGACCAAAUGGCCGGCAUGGGGUCUCCAGUGUUCAACUACAUGGCAGCAAAUACGGUGAAGACUCCGCCGGUGGGUCAACCACCAUACCAGGUAACUUUGGAAGAAAGAAUGCGAUGGGCGCAAAUAGCUGAGGCCAUGACACAAGCGAGCCAUUAUGCGCAAGCUGAUCAUACACAAACAAUGGCAACUCGUCCGUCAUCGGCCAUGUUCGGAGGGUACCCGACACUACCCCCCGUGCCUCUACCCAGGCUGGGCAUGCACGGCGGCCACCUGGCGGGCUCGCUGGGCGCCGCGCGCGCCCCGCCCGCCGCGCACGCCGGCCUCUACGGCUACACAAACCACAUGGCGACCGAUUCGACGAGCUCUGAAGCGUCAAGCCACGUUCAGGAUCGAGCUGAUCUCUUGGUGCCCAGACCGAAGUCCAGAGCGAGGAGUAUGCAUAACCAAACCGGGAUAUACUACGACGUUGAAUAUGAAAACGCCGAACCCAUAUACGGAACAAAAGGCAUACCGCUGUCCACCUACACGGGAUUGGGGAUGGGGGUGAGACAGCACAAGAGAGCGUCAUGCCGUUUGCAGUCACGGGAUACGAUUCGGUCGGCUUAUAUUUUUAUAUUGAAUUUCUCCAGUCAUUUUCGACUUUUAUAUACUAAAAUUCAUAUAUAUAGGGCCCUUAACAUGGCAUGGCAUUUAGAAAAUAUACAUAUAUAAACAAAUUGAGAUUUCCUUUGAAGUCGGUUAAAAGACAUGGAUUUCUCUCUUUCUCUCAUCUGUAAAUUGACAUUAAAGAAAGAGACAACACUAUUGUAACUCUAUUGUGCAAAUCUAUUGCGUCCAAUAUUUUCUAAUAACUUUGUAAGUAUUAAAAAAAUAAAGUAUUUUUCUAUGAAAUUUAAUUUGUAAUAUAAUAUUUAUUUAAAAACAAUUUUGUGUAUUAAAUUUAAUUUAAAUGACGUUUGAACAACGAAUGUAUCUCCUAUACAAGAUCUAUCGAAUUAUAAUUAAUAUAAUAUGAAACGAGUAUUUUAUAUAAUAUUAUAGGAACAAUAUAAUGAUUUGUUUGGUUUUUUGCUUAAACGCGAUAGUCUCGCGAUCUAAUAGUCUGAUUUGGUACUUGUUAGGUAUUAAAAAGUGUGCCUGUGUCCUUUCUUACGGUUCAAGCUUGCUUCAUAGCAAAUUUUAUCAAAAUCGGUUCAGUAACUUAGCCGUGAAAGCGUAAAAGACAGACAGACCACUCUACGACCCACGCGAGUAGAACCAAUAUUAUAUAAAGAAAAUUUAACUUGUGAACUUUAAAAAGUCAAUUAUAUAAUAAUAUUAUAUGUCAUAGUUAUGUAAUGUAAAUAUAAUUUAUUUUAUAUGAACUUUAUAUUUGUGUCGUAGUAAUUUUAAUUGUAUAUACAGUAACAGCCUGUAAAUGUCCCACUGCUGGGCUAAGGCCUCCUCUCCCUUUUUUGAGGAGAAGUUUUGGAGCUUAUUCCACCACGCUGCUCCAGUGCGGGUUGGUAGAAUACACAUGUGGCAGAAUUUCGAUGAAAUUAGACACAUGCAGGUUUCCUCACGAUGUUUUCCUUCAACGAAAAGCACGAGAUGAAUUAUAAACAGAAAUUAAGCACAUGUAAAUUCAGAGGUGCUCGCCCGGGUUUGAACCCACGUUCAUCGGUUAAGAUUCACGCGUUCUUACCACUGGGCCAUCUCGACUUCGAAAUGUGUAUAAAGUAUUCUAUAUAUGUAUACAGGCUGUCUAUAAUGAUGGGUGUUUUUAAACAUAUGAAUCCAUUUCAGUAUAAACUAUCGGUUUAGAGAAAUAAAUACAGUGAUUUUUUUAACAUUCUGUAUACUAUUGUUAUAUAUAUAUAUAUAUAUAUAUAUAUAUAUAUAUAUAAAUAUAUCUUUAAGAACAAAUUAAAAACAUAAAACGACUAAACGUCAAACGGUAUUAACUCCAAUGUAUUUACAUAAUAAUAUAUGAUUUGAGCAAAAUUACAAAAGCUAUUCAAUUUAUAUAGUAUAUAAAUAUAAUUGAAAAUAUAAGUGGAAGGUGGCAUUUCAUCAAUUACGUAUAACUCUUAAGUUGUAAAAUGUGUAUUUAACAAAUUAAAAAAAAAAAUACGACCAUAACACCUUGAUCAAUUAAUUAUAUACUUAAAUAUAAAAUAUAUUUUUCUAUUUUAUCUGUAUAUAUUUGUAAGACAUAUCAAAAUGUGAAUCGUGAAAAUUGUGCUUGGAUUUAUAUUCGUUCACCUUAGACAAGAAAAGCUUUAAGGUUUUAAGAUUUAAUUGAAAAAAAAAAAAUACAAUCAUAGACUUUUUUAAUGGCGGGGGUGAAGUAGAUAAACAGCUUUGACCAUGAAUUGUAUGACGUCAUUGGUUGCAAUGUUUAAUAAUCUGUGGUAUUCAUUGUAUAUUCAUGAAAAAAAGAUUUUUAAAUUUGGAAGUAUAAUUAAAGUUGAUAUAACUAGUUAAGUUGAAUACUGAUGUAUUAUCUCCUAAAGAUAUAAUCAAGAACUGUUUGUAGUGUAUAUAGCAGAGCUAUUAGCAAACUGUAUGGAAUUUGUAAAUCUAAGGUUACUCCUGCUGUAUAAUAUAAUAAUAUUGUUGUAUAACAAAUGUUAAUUCGUGAAAUAUAACAAUAAUCGACUAUUUAUAUAACUGUGACCGCGUUUUAAUGGUAUUGGUGUUUUGUUCAUAAAUAUGAAUGGUUACAUAAAAGCUUAACGUGUUCAGUUAAACGCUGAUUCCUCUACUAUUUUUGUUAACAUUAAGACUUCGAACUGUGUUAUUUACAAAUAUAUUUUGUUAUUUACUGCGACACUAUCAUGACGAGAAUGCAUUUACAGUUAAUGUUAUAUAAUAAUAAUAAAAUCAACGAUUUUUAUACAGUCA